AUAUGUACUAGUAUGCAGUACAUGUACAUUUUUUACACACACAAAUAUCAGAAACACGUAACCAACCAUAUAGCAUUAAGCAGCACCUGUAAAGCGACACAUUGCAUGGUAGCAAUAUGGAGAAGACAAGGAUCUUGACUAGACUACUCUGUGCAGUUGGACUUUGCACACUCAUUUCUGCAGUGUCUGCAUUGGAAUCAUCUCCUAUUCUACUCAUUCCAGGUUUUGGUGGGUCGCAACUGGACGAGAAAAAUGGCAAUUACGAUUACUGCAAUACAGGUGGAAACUACAAGCGAGUCUGGUACGACCUUUUCCUAUGGCGAACACGAAUAUGUUCAAAGGAUCUACAGUUAAGAUAUGACAAGUCCAGUAAUACCUAUCAGAACAAAACUGGUAUUGAAGUCCGGGUUCCGGGGUUUGGAGAAACUAAAGCAGUGGAAUACUCAGCUAAAUUAGCUGUGUUCUCACUUGGGAAGUACAUGAGGAAUCUCGUACAACACUUUGCUAAAUGCGGGUAUAAAAGAGGUGUCUCCAUUAGAGCUGCACCUUACGACUGGAGACUGGCUGCAGACGAGCUGGAUAGGACAGGCUAUUUCAAGGAGGUGAAAGGCUUAAUUGAGGAGAUGCGUAAGGCAAAUGGCCAACGGGUGACCAUUGUAGCACACAGUAUGGGGGGACUGGUGUCUCACUACUUUCUCACUGGCUACUCUGGUAUCAAUAAAUCCUGGAAGAAGAAGCAUAUCAAAGCCUGGAUAACCCUAGGGACACCUUGGGGUGGGGCAGUCGAGACAAUUCAAACAGUGUUAGCAAGCAAGAGAACAGCUUCUGAUUGGUGGAAGGUAUUAGUACCAUAUGGCCGCACAUUUGAAAGCACUCCAUGGCUCUUGCCUAAACCUUCAUUAUUUGGAGACAAGGUGUUAGUUGAAACCAAUUCAAGGAAAUACACAGCCAACGAUUACGAGAAGCUGUUUGACCGCAUCAACUACGAUGAUGGUUUUGCUAUGUUCAAAGGUACGCAGCAAAUCAACAGUGAUAAAUACCCUAAUGUCCCUACUUAUUGUUACUAUGGCAAAAACUUAAAAACCCCAGAGCGACUUACGUACAAGUUUGGAAUCUUUCACAUUUUGUUGUACAAGCUAUUCAAAAGUGAUUCAAUCAAAAAUAUUAAGCCAAAGAUAACGCACGGAGAUGGUGAUGGAACAGUGAACAUUGAUAGUCUACGAGUCUGUAAUACAGAGUGGUCAGGUAGGAAGGAGUUUAAGAGCAAAGAGUUUGACUCCGCUGAUCACAAAGGCAUUCUGAGCGAUACAGCAGUGCUUGAGGAUAUUGCCAAGAUCGUCGGAGCCCGAGAUUGUGGAAGCAUGGAACAACUGGAGCAAUUAUUGGAGGCUUUGAACUAAUUUACAAGUUGGAGCUAACCCUGAAGGAAACAUUAAUUGCUAGUCACAGUAGAGCACAAACAUAAUGUAGAAACUUGGUUAUAAAUGUACAUGACAUUACGAGGUAGGCACAGAUUGGUAAAGAUCAUCAAUUAAUAUAUGGCGUAACUUC
Molecule: messenger RNA, 1551 nt
Organism: Halichondria panicea
Lineage: Eukaryota; Metazoa; Porifera; Demospongiae; Suberitida; Halichondriidae
Product: phospholipase A2 group XV-like
Exons: 4
Coding region: 117-1400 (427 amino acids)
Biological process (GO): lipid metabolic process
Source: RefSeq, a predicted model, not a curated record